AUGGCGGCUAAGGAGGAGAAGAAGGAGAAGGAGGCUGCCCUGGCCAAGGCUCGGGAGGCAUCGGAGAAGGCGAAAGAAGAGGCCGCACAGCUAAGGGAGCGGACCGCCUUGGCUGAGGAGACUGCUUCCAAGGCCCGGGAAGAGGCCACGCAUUACAAAGAUGCGGCCGCCGAGCUCGAUAAGGAGAAUAGCCUCGUUAAGUCGGACCUCGCCUCUUCUCAGGAAGCUUACAGUGAGCUAAAGGAGGAGUGCGUGAAGAGCAAGAUUGCUCGGAGCGCCGCGGAGGAGGCUGGGAAGAAGGCCCGUGAGGACCUCGAGGCGGAGCGAGUUCGUUCUUGCGGCCUCUCUGACGAUGUCGACCGUCGGAAGAGAAUGCUGCUGGAGAAUGAGGGAGCCGUCUUACAGGCGGGUAAGAUGAUCGAGGACUUACGAGCCACCAAUACUGACCUAGCUCGCUCUUAUAAGGAGAUCGAGAGGGCCAGCACCGACUUAGUUGGUGAGAACACGGCUCUCGAAGAAAGGAUUCGUGGGCUCAAGGAUGAUCUCCUGGCCGCCCAGGUCGAUGCUCGUUCUACCAAGGCUCAGCUCGACGGGGAGCCAAAGGCGAUCUCGAGGUCCUGA
This is a messenger RNA of Sorghum bicolor (sorghum), 621 nucleotides long. RefSeq names its product axoneme-associated protein mst101(3)-like. The transcript is spliced from 3 exons. The record is from RefSeq and is a predicted model, not a curated record. NCBI's taxonomy places the organism in Eukaryota, Viridiplantae, Streptophyta, Magnoliopsida, Poales, Poaceae. The coding region runs from base 1 to 621 and encodes 206 amino acids.